CGCUCCCAGGGUGCAGCGCACAAGUUGAGCCCCAUCUUGGGCGAGAGGAGCCGCGGCCCUACCGCGCUCCGGCAGCUCCGGGGCCGGUGCAGCGCAGCGGCUCCGCCCGCCCGCGGCCGCCGAGCGCCGCUCCCCGGGCCGCCGCGGCGCCGGCACCCCGCCCGCGGCGGGGCUUUGCCCGUGGGGCGAGCCCGCGGGCCGGUUGCGAGCAGGAUGCGCCUGGCGCUGGUCUCCAGGUAGAGCGCGGAGACAGCGGGGGUGGGACACGGGGCCGCCCGGGCCUCGCCCGGCCAGCGCGGGGCCCCUCGCGCGGGGCGGGCCGCGGGCCGCUGCUGCGGCCCGCAGGAAGCCGCGGGGCGCUCGGAGCGGCGGCAGGGAGGAGAAGGAGGCCCGGCCGCGGGAAGAGGGCUGCGGGUAGGGAGGAAGAGGAGGAGCCCCGCCGCCCCCCGCCCGCCGCAGGAAGCCGCCGGAGGAUGUACGGUAGCGCCGGGGGCCCGGCCGGCACGCCGUGACAGCCCGCCCUAGCACCCCGCUCGCCUCGCCUCGCCGCGGCCGGCCGAGCCCCUUUCUGCGGAGGAAACAUGUCCAAGAUGCCGGCCAAGAAGAAGAGCUGCUUCCAGAUCACCAGCGUGACCACGGCGCAGGUGGCCAGCAGCAUCACCGAGGACACCGAGAGCCUGGAUGACCCGGAUGAGUCCCGCACCGAGGACGUGUCUUCUGAAAUCUUUGAUGUUUCCCGUGCCACCGACUACGGCCCCGAGGACGUCUGCGAGCGGAGCUCCUCCGAAGAGACUCUCAACAACGUGGGCGAGGCCGAAACUCCCAGCAGCGUCUCUCCCAAUCUCCUUUUGGACGGGCAGCUGGCUGUGGCUGCCGCUGGGGUGGCUGCAGGCCCCAACGGGGGGGCUGUGCCCAAAAGUUCGGCAGUGCCCCUGCCAGCUGUUGCUCCUGGCGCUGCUGUGGGGGGAGGCAGCAGUGCUCAGGCUGCCCUGCCCUCCACAGGGCCUUCUGCACCCACUGGCCCCGGGGCCAUGUCUCAGACGGCGGCCGCUGCGUGCAGCUCACGCUUCAGGGUGAUCAAGCUGGACCACGGUACUGGGGAGCCCUACAGGCGAGGCCGAUGGACGUGUAUGGAGUACUAUGACCGGGACUCAGAUGGUGCUGGUGUUCUGGGCAGGACUGGAGAUUGCAUUAGGCACAGCAGCACCUUCGAACAGGCAGCUCAAGAGAGGGACAGUGGCCUCGGUGCCACAGGAGGUUCUGUUGUGAUCUCAGCUGUGCCAGCAUCAGCCCAUGGCCCCGAUUCUAUAGCUGACAGCUCCCUGGCUGCUGUGUCACAGCUGCUUCAGACAGAGAAAAUGAACCAGUCCUCUCUACAGCAACCUAAUUUUGUCAUUGGGCAACAGCAACAGCCCGUAGGUGGGGCCGUGCCUCAGAGUACUGCUCAGCCUGUGUUUUCUGGGGCUUCGGGAGCAAGUCAGCAAAUGAUAGUGCCGCAGCAACCACAGCCACAGGUAAAUCCACAGGGUGUUUCACAGGCUGGACCCAACGGGAAAGGCAUGGCACCUCCAAAUGUGACAGUAGGGCAGUCAAGCAUUCCUGUGGCCCAGCAGCAGGUGCAGCAGGCAAACAUACCAGUGACUCAGCCUCAGCAAUUUGCUUAUUCUCAGUCCCAGAUUCCACCAGUGCAUCUACUGCCGACGCAGCCUCCUGGGCAGGCUGAAUACAUGCAGCACAUGACAAUUAUGCAGUCUCAAGGAGCUAUUCAGCAGGCUACUACAAGCUCUGCUCCAAGUACUGUGGCCUCCAGCCUUCCUGUGGGGCAGGGGACGGGCCAGAGCCCCUCACCUGUGGGGGCGGCGGUGAUGGGGGUGUCGGCGCAGCCCAGCGACGCGCUCGCACAGGGAUCGGGGUUGUUGCAGAGUGGCCAGGCACAAGCCAGUCAGCCUGCCCUCCCGCAGCCGGGCGGCGUGGUGCAGCCAGGCCUCGGACAUACGGGGAUUGUGCAACAGAAAUCUGUGACUCAGCAUCCAAUGGGGGGAAGCAGUCAAGUGUCGGGAAUGCCUGGUGCUCCCCAUGCUGUGGUCCCUGGAGUCCAGAGUGUGCCUGCGGUUGUGCCCGGUACAAGCGUGCCUAGCGCGUCCACCACCGCCUCUGCUGCUAUGCCAAACGUCCCUGCGACGCUGGUCCAGUCCCAGCUGACAAGCCACCCUUCUGCCAGCAGAAGCACCGGCGCGGUCCAGUCCCAGCACGUUGGACACUCGAUGAUGCAAGGUGCGCCCAGCGCACCCGCCAGCCUGCCUCAGGCAAGCCUCGGGCAGUUCCCGACCCAGGCCCAGUCCUUGGUAGGCCAGAUUGAUGAUACUAGAAGAAAAUCGGAACCCCUACCUCAGCCACCACUUUCUCUUAUAGCUGAAAAUAAACCUCUUGUGAAGCCUCCCAUUCCAGACACUCUAGCAAAUCCUCUUCAGUUACCUGCAAGUACUCCAAUGAACAGUCUUGCCAGCUCUGUUUUUGGCAUAUCCAUUCCUGUUGAUGGUGAUGAAGACAGGAAUCCGUCAACUGCAUUCUACCAAGCGUUCCAUUUCAACAAGUUACAGGAGUCAAAGACCACCUGGGAUAGUGCGUCUGGUGCAAGUGUUGUUGCCAUUGACAACAAAAUAGAACAGGCAAUGGAUCUAGUGAAAAGCCAUUUGAUGUAUGCAGUGAGAGAAGAAGUGGAAGUUCUGAAGGAACAAAUAAAAGAAUUAGUUGAAAGAAACUCUUUACUUGAACGAGAAAAUGCACUGUUAAAAUCCCUUUCCAACAACGAUCAGUUAUCGCAGCUGUCGAGCCAGCAGGCCGCCCCCAGCAGCUCCUCGCAGCCCAACGUGUCCUCGGCGUGAGCCCGUGCCGUGCCACCGCUGCCUCGCCCCGGGGGCAGCUGCUUCUCCCGCGUGUUUGGCCUUUUCAGUAUUAGACAAUCACCCUCCGGAGCCGCCCGCCGCGGGAGCCAGAGCAGCCCCGCAGCCUGCAGCCCCUGCAGCCCGGGCUCGUCCCCUGGGCUCAGGAGGGAGGUCUGUCACAGCUUGGGUGGCUCCCCGAGGUUCCCAUUGCUCCUGGGUUGCUUUGAGCCUUGCUGUCUGGUAAGGAGCAGCAAUUCCUCUUCAGAGCCACUGUUCUUUUCAUAUAAGUAACAUUUGCCUAUGUUAGUUUCAUUUAUUUGUUUUAUUUAUUACAGGGCUGCUAUUUUCAUAAUGUACAUGAACAAUGUCACAGAACUUUUGAAUUUUUUUUUAAUAAACGUCUGUAUGGGUAAAAUGAUAGGUGGGAUUGCGUUAAUAGAUACAAUGUCUAGGCAAUAAUUGAACAAAGAAUCCUGGCAUAUUUCUAACACUAAUGGCAAUUGACCUUUGGUAUUUAUUUACGGUAGUAAAGAUCCAGCUUGAAUGUAAAUUUUGUAUAGAGUGUAAGUAUGAAGACCAUAGUGCAUCUGUACAGGUAGUCACCAGUCCUUGUGAUAUAAUAAAUAAGUGAUGGGCUAUUUUGAUGAAGAAAACUUUGCUCAUUUCUGUUUCUACUUUUUAAUAGAGAGAAGGGGGCCAUGAUUCCUCUGCUUUUUGACAUUUCGUUUUUGGUUUGGUUUUUUGGGUGGGAAUAAAAAGCUGUGAAAUUGUUCAACCUACUUUGUAACCAAAGAAGCAAAGCUGUAUAAUUGAGUUGGUUGUUGGUUUUUUGUUUUGUUGGUUUUUUUUUUAUAAUGCACAUUCUUUAUGUAUUUUUAUUUAGUGUUUUCUCAUUCACAACUUUCUUUGCUGUCUCGCAUGAUCUGCAUGACCUGUAAUCUUUGAACCACUUCCGUACCUCAUGUUUUUAUCCAGCACUCUUAGUGUAAUAUGUACUAGUCUGUGAACAAUGUCAAUAAAGAGAAAGAACAGCUGGUGUUGGUGGAGCUAAGCUAGUGUGCUAGGCACUAGUUGUUAAAACAAAUAAAUGAAGUGAGCCAUCUUUUGUUCAUUUAAAAUGGUGUUUUGAAUUUCGUAUGCAGAAAACGUUUUGUUACAUUGCAGAUUUAAUGUAUUUAAUAAAUGCAACAUGCAGAUUAAAUGCAGUGUAUACUGAGUAUUUAAAUUAAAAAUGUACAUUUCAUAAAUACAGUUUCAAAAAAGACCAUCAUUUGUGUAAACUAAUGCAGUGUGUCAAAUUGAUGUACAAAUAUAUAUAUAUAUUUUAACACAUUUUCUGAAAUUAAACCAGUUUUGUUGAA
Messenger RNA from Motacilla alba alba, 4246 nucleotides. RefSeq names its product TSC22 domain family member 2 (gene TSC22D2). The record is from RefSeq and is a predicted model, not a curated record. Gene Ontology annotation, biological process: regulation of transcription by RNA polymerase II. NCBI's taxonomy places the organism in Eukaryota, Metazoa, Chordata, Aves, Passeriformes, Motacillidae.